AUGGCUCACCACACAACCCACCCAGAGGGCUCCAAAGUACAUUAUGCCCCACGACCUGAUGUACCACUAACACAGGGGCAAAUGACACCACAGAGCCAAGCCAUACUGCCUAUACCUAUGGACAGUGUGAAAGUGAUGGAAACGUUCCAAAAGUUUAGGCCUCCCUACUUUUGUGGAAUUACGCAGGACCCUUUGGCACCCACCAAAUGGGUAGAGGGAAUGGAAAAGGCAUUUAAGGUAAUGACCCUCACUGAAGAACAGAAACUAAUGUGUGCCGACUACCGACUACAAAAUGAGGCAAAUGCAUGGUGGAAGUCCACCGAACCCAUCCUAGUGGCCCUACAGCCUAACCUCACAUGGGAACACUUUAAAAUGGCGUUCUACAACAACUACUUCCCAGACAGUGUGAGAGAGAGGAAGGAAACAGAGUUCAUGGAGUUGAAACAAGGGUCUAACUCUGUAUUGGAAUAUCAACAAGAUUUUGAGAAGUUGUUCUUCUUCGCACCUGAGAAUUUUAAGGGGGAUCAGGCAAAGGCGAAGAGAUUUGAGAAAGGGUUAAAACCCACUAUAGGGGCUGUGUUAGUGGCUCAGUACCUCCACAGUUAUGCCCAGGUGGUUCAAGCUGCCAAAUCCAUUGAGGAUAAACAAAAAGAGAACUAUCAUGCGAUCCAAGGGAAGAGGAUAGUGGCACCUAGCAGGUUUGGUAAGGGGACAUAUUCUAGUGCAGCCUCAGGUCAGUAUAAAAGACCAGAAACAGGACAAGCACCACCACCACCUAGACCCAUGGUAGCACAGUCUCAGAUCGUCCCCUUAAGGUGUUUUGUCUGUCAGCAAACGGGACACUUUGCAAAGAAUUGCUCACAGAGGAGACCGGGUGACCCCUAUGUAGGACCAACCAGAUCAGUGCAACCAUUAUCCGCCACCCAUCUGGCUCAGGCACCACAGGAAGCUAGACUGCAAGGGAAAGUGUUUGCACUGACUACUGAGGAAGCGGAGGCAUCGCCUGGAGUGGUCACAGAGCAGGGAGGAACAUGCUACCCAUUUGAGAUUUUCCCUUCAGAGAUUGAGAGAGAAGCAGCUGUAUACAAAAUUCAGUAA
This is a messenger RNA of Macadamia integrifolia, 1098 nucleotides long. RefSeq lists its product as uncharacterized. Gene Ontology annotation, molecular function: zinc ion binding; nucleic acid binding. The record is from RefSeq and is a predicted model, not a curated record. Bases 1 to 1098 code for a protein of 365 amino acids. The transcript is spliced from 2 exons. NCBI's taxonomy places the organism in Eukaryota, Viridiplantae, Streptophyta, Magnoliopsida, Proteales, Proteaceae.